CCUCACUUCUCCCUUCAGCUUCUUCUUCCAAAGUCCAAACAAUCAAAGAGGGAAGAAAAAUGGCAGCCUCUUCCACUUUCGUUUCGCCCCAAACUCUCUGCUUCUCACCCAAAUCCUCUUCUUCGCGUUUCCUCCUUCCAACUAACUUGCGCAUGGUACGAACUGUAACUCUAGCCACUACUUCAAAGCCCGCCACCGGCCCUCGUAUAUCCCGUGGCAUCAUGAAGCCGCGUCGCGUUUCGCCUGAGAUGCAGACUGUCGUUGGAGUUCCCGAGAUUUCCCGACCUCAAGCUCUUAAGCAGAUUUGGGCUUACAUUAAAGAGCACAAUCUUCAGGACCCUGAAACAAGAAGAUGAUAAAUUGUGAUGAGAAGCUCAAGAAGAUAUUCGGAGGGAAAGAUCGCAUUGGGUUUCUUGAAAUUGCUGGGUUGAUUAGUCCUCACUUUCUCUGAUGAAUCCGACAGGGUUCAGAAACUAGGUAAAAACUACUGUUUGUUGGGCCUAUCUCUUCGUUAAGGAUACUGAAGAAAACCAUGCUUUUUGCCAUAUUACUAGUGUUUUUAGCAUAACUACUUCGUACAGAAAUACCUCUUAAGGGUUUUGUUUCGUUCUGGAUUGCUUAACA
Messenger RNA from Hibiscus syriacus, 624 nucleotides. RefSeq names its product upstream activation factor subunit spp27-like. Gene Ontology annotation, cellular component: nucleus. The coding region runs from base 60 to 356 and encodes 98 amino acids. The record is from RefSeq and is a predicted model, not a curated record. NCBI's taxonomy places the organism in Eukaryota, Viridiplantae, Streptophyta, Magnoliopsida, Malvales, Malvaceae. The transcript is spliced from 2 exons.